This is a messenger RNA of Rubroshorea leprosula, 814 nucleotides long. Lineage: Eukaryota; Viridiplantae; Streptophyta; Magnoliopsida; Malvales; Dipterocarpaceae. The record is from the annotation of a GenBank genome assembly.
CAAUUUCAUGAACCGUAAUCCAAUUCUGGAUUUUUUUGCCCUUGUUGUAUUUUGGUGCCUUUCUUGAGUUUGUUAUAAAAGUUAUUUCAAGAACUCAGUUUGUUUCUUUAUUUAUUUGUUCAUGUGUUGAAACUUCUUUUAUUUAUUCCAAUAAAAUUAUCAUUCAGGGGAAUGUGUUUUGGCUUAAUAUUAUAAACUUAAAAUAUAAAUUUUACCACAUCAUCAACUUUAUAUCCAACUAAAUUUAUUGAGAACUGCCUUACGGUUCCAAAGGGUGCAGUUAAAUCAGGAAAAUGUGUUGUGCGCCAUAUUUGUGUACUCUAAUCUUUUUUUUUUGAUCUUUGUGUACCCUAAUCUUUAAAACAUGUUUAAUCUCUUUUCCUCGGGUGCAGGUAUUCUAGCUUGUUUAGAUGGUUACAUGAAUAUAGCCAUGGAGCAAACAGAAGAAUACGUAAACGGACAGCUGAAAAAUAAGUAUGGCGAUGCUUUUAUUCGUGGGAAUAAUGUUCUCUACAUCAGUACAUCAAAGAGGACAUUAGCAGACGGGGCUUAGUAAUUGAAUGCCAUCAAGAAUUAAAGUUGUCCAGUUUUGGUCAAUUCCUGUAUACGUUCCCCAGGAUUUUGGAAUUGACAUAGAGUAGAUGCUGGAUCAUAUCAUGCUUGGCAAAACAGUUAUCCUAUUCUCAUUUAGAACUAUGUAAUGAAAUGCCAAAUGCUUGCAGAAAGAUUGUUGCUGCUACUUGGUUUCUUUAUCAAAUUACCACGUCUUAUCGUAUCAUUAAUUAGUUUGCAACACCCCGUGAGUUUCUUCCUC